Gloeophyllum trabeum ATCC 11539 is the source of this 939-nucleotide messenger RNA. RefSeq lists its product as uncharacterized. NCBI's taxonomy places the organism in Eukaryota, Fungi, Basidiomycota, Agaricomycetes, Gloeophyllales, Gloeophyllaceae. The transcript is spliced from 3 exons. The coding region runs from base 1 to 939 and encodes 312 amino acids. The record is from RefSeq and is a predicted model, not a curated record.
AUGGUCGUAGCAGUGUCAGUCGACGUUAUGCAGAUUCGCCCUCUCAAUGACAAGUCGCCUUACAAAGCAAGGGUGGCUCCCCCGCGAGCUACGAGUGAAGAUUUCUAUGUCCUCCCCCGCGACGCAGGCGAAUCUGAGCGGCUUCAGGCCCAACACGACCAUCUCCGGCGGUCGCUCGGUGGUCUUCUCGUCCAUCCGUCACUUCGCCUCCAGCACCGACGCACGAUUCUCGAUUGCUGUACUGGGACUGGGGCAUGGCUAAAGGACGCCCGCCUUGCCGCGCAUCCGGACGCUAUUCUCGAGGCUUGCGAUAUCACUCUGGAGCAGUAUCAUCGCGGGGACGCCAAGGCGGACGAUGUGUUUGUACAGAAUAUCCUUCACCCAUUCCCUCAAGAAAAGAGGAACAGAUACGACAUGAUCCAUCAGCGAUACUUGACUGGAGGUAUCUCGCGCCAUCAAUGGUCUAAUGCGAUUCGGAACGUCGUAGAGGCACUGAAGCCAGGAGGCUACCUUAACAUCACGGAGCCCAACUUAGAGACGUCGCCUCCAAGUCUGUUGGAUGACGCCUCUGGGAUUUCCAAUUGGAAGUGGCAAUUGAAACAGCUAUCAUGGCAGAAGAAUAAUCUCAUUGAACAAUGCGCUGACGAGAUCCCAGCUCUUUUGCGAGACGCGGGCUUGAUUAACGUGCAAACAAUCCGUAUGCGGGUGCCUUACGGUGCUAGCUGUCGAGCGCUCGGAAUGUCCGAAAACCAAGUCGAGAGUACUAUCCGCCUUCAUAUGUCGCCCUCGUUCGAUCAGGCACUAAAGAAACUAUGGAUAUCGUCGAGCAAGGGUACGGCCGAGGAAUUUGACCGAAACCAAGCGAUGUACGAGAGCUUCCUGCGGGAGAAGGGCAUAUGGAUGGACGUUAGCUUUGUCAUUGGCAUGAAGCCGUAUUGA